Messenger RNA from Phragmites australis (common reed), 1853 nucleotides. Its product is annotated as putative cysteine-rich receptor-like protein kinase 20. The record is from RefSeq and is a predicted model, not a curated record. Gene Ontology annotation, biological process: protein phosphorylation; cell surface receptor signaling pathway. The transcript has 8 exons. Lineage: Eukaryota; Viridiplantae; Streptophyta; Magnoliopsida; Poales; Poaceae. Gene Ontology annotation, molecular function: ATP binding; protein kinase activity. The coding region runs from base 97 to 1794 and encodes 565 amino acids.
ACCCCUCCCUCGCCUCACCCAUACAAAUGCGCCUGUCAAUGGCGGCGACGAGGUCCGGAGCCGGAGAGGCCGCAGCGUAGGCGGCAGGAAGUGGACAUGGCAAGCCCGUUGGACAGCUCGAGCGGCAUGUGGGCAGCGCUCGGGCAGGCCUCGAACGUGGCGCAGCUGGUCGGCGUGGAUGCGCUCGGGCUGGUGUCCAUGGUUGUGCAGGCCGCGCUGGCGGCGCGGCGCCACCGGGACGCGUGCCGGCGGCUGGCGCAGCAUGUGGAGCUCGUCGGAGGCCUGCUUCGAGAGCUGGAACUCGCCGAGCUGAUGCGGAGGGAGGCCACGCGGCGCCCUCUCGAGCAGCUCCGCUGUGCGCUGCGGCGGUGCUACGCGCUCGUCACGGCGUGCCAGGACUGCGGGUACCUCCGCAGCCUGCUCGUCGGCGCCCGGAUGGCCGACGAGCUCCGCGCCGCGGAGCAGGAGAUCGACAUGUUCAUCCGCCUCGUCCCGCUCAUCGCACUCGUCGACACUACUCAUGAUCGUCGGGCUAAGUCUGCAGAGGGUGUGCCAAGUGUGGUCGCAAGCUAUUCAAACCUUCACACAAGGAUUCCAAGAAGAGCUGCGGAGCUCACUGAAAUAAAUGCUCAAGGAGCCGUUGUACCUUGUAAAGUUGGGGGACAACUGUUAGAAGGAACAUUGGAAUUGCAAGAACAGAAAAUCAUGGAUGUGGAAGAGUUGGUGAAGCUUUGUACUCGAACUGAAGCGAGCUGCCCAGGAUUCAAAAAGUUUGAUUUCUUUCAGAUUGUGGAUGGCACAGACAAUUUUUCGGGGAAAAGAAUUGUUGGAAGGGGUGGAUUUGGUACAGUUUACAAGGCUCAGUUGACCAAUGGAAUCAUGGUUGCCAUAAAAAGAUUGGAUGAACAUGCAACAGUAUUUGACAGUGAAUUGCAACUUGCAAGUCUUCAACAUAUCAAUCUUAUUAGGUUACUGGGGUGGUGUGUAAAUGGAAAAGAAAGGAUUCUAGUGUAUGAGUUCAUGGACAAUGGCAGCUUGGACCGCAUCAUCUUUGAGAAAACAAAGGGGGCAUUGCUAAACUGGCAUAAGCGACUUCAGAUAAUUAAAGGGUUAGCUGAUGGGCUUGUUUACAUGCACAAGCACUCGCGUUCAUGUAUCAUACAUGGGGACUUGAAAUCAGAAAACAUCCUCUUAGAUCGGGACAUGAACCCAAAGAUCGCUGAUUUUGGAUCAGCUAGAGCACUGAGUUCAGAUAUAGCAGAAGGGCGUACAAUCAGGAUUGUGGGAACCAGUGGUUACAUAGCUCCGGAGUAUGCAUCUCGAGGCCUUUAUUCAGUCAAGAUAGACGUGUUUGGCUUUGGGGUGUUGGCUCUUGUGAUCAUUAGUGGGCGAAGGAAUACCAUACUAGAGCAGAAAGGAGACACCGUUGGUAACCUCGUGCGAGAUGCAUGGCAACUGUGGAAUGAUGGAAGACUACAUGACCUUAUCGACCCAUUGUUGAGUGACGGAUAUGAAAUUGCUAAGAUAGUGAGAUGUGCUCAGGUGGCACUGCUAUGUGCUCAGGAAGAUCCAGCAGAUCGCCCCACCAUGUCAGAUGUUGUUGCACUCCUGAACUUUGAAAGCACAAGUUUAUUACCGGAUCCUAAACCGCCAUCUGCGCUGAUUAACAGAGGUGCUACCGAUGACAAGUUAUCGACAUACAUUAGUCAAUCAAGCAGGACAAUAGAUAUAACCAUCACAAGUUCAGCUCCAGUGUCAACUAGAAUCCGCAUCAUUGUAGACCCAGAUACCUGAUAUGAUACAAAGCAUUUUAUAGCUGAAAGUUGAAAUGUGAUCCCUGAUUAGCGUGCAAA